Messenger RNA from Conger conger (European conger), 3479 nucleotides. Its product is annotated as zinc finger protein 271-like. Gene Ontology annotation, biological process: regulation of transcription by RNA polymerase II. The record is from RefSeq and is a predicted model, not a curated record. The coding region runs from base 207 to 2093 and encodes 628 amino acids. The transcript has 2 exons. Gene Ontology annotation, cellular component: nucleus. Gene Ontology annotation, molecular function: RNA polymerase II cis-regulatory region sequence-specific DNA binding; DNA-binding transcription activator activity, RNA polymerase II-specific. Lineage: Eukaryota; Metazoa; Chordata; Actinopteri; Anguilliformes; Congridae.
UUGGGUUAGCUUCCGUUGAUUAGACCUCCGCUACUGAAUUCUUAUCGUUUGCUAUCUGAUUCACAAAGCUUUAACUUGCACGUGCCACCGAAAACUUUCUUUCUGUGUAGUAUAGGCUACAUCCCGUUAAACAAACGACUGAGCUGAAGUAAUUGUGUCAUCGCCGAAAAGUGGAGCUGCACUUCUGCACACCUUUGAGCAGCAGUAUGAUGCAGGCUGGAGUCUGUCUGAGACAGGACACUGAGACAACACUACCAGAGCUCACUGAGCAGCACAGGAUCAGACUGAAAGAAGAGGAGCUCAGUGGACUGGAGUCAGAGACAGAGUGUGCUGCACCAGGACUCAGCACACUGGAGCCAGAGUGUGUUACAGCACACAGCGGGGUCAGCGAUGUACACCACACACACACAUCAGUGAUAAAAACAGAAGCUGAUCUGGGCUCCACCCACACUGGGGAUCUUAAGGCGGAGACCCUAGACUUUACAGAGCUGGGAUAUGUGACCCAUCUGCAUCCUGACCAAAUCAAAACAGAGGCUGAUGAUGGAGGAUACCUGAAGGCAGAACAGAUCAGUGACUUGCAGGAUUUUUAUAUGAAAUCUGAUAAAAUAAAGUGUGAAUCCAGUGAAAGUUUAGUGAGUGAUCUCAUGAACACUGUGAUGGAUGGAGCUGGUGUUGAUCACAAAGAUCAGGCUGAACCAUGGCAAUGUGCAGGAGAGCCAAACCCAAACUGUAAAAAAGAAGUUGGUGAUCAGCAGACUGUAAUCGAUGAGAAUAAUCAGGCCAGAAUUGCACACAAAAAGACUAAUGGAAGCAGCCAACAUUUAAAUUGUCAGAUAUUUUAUUCAAGUUAUGACCAAAGCCUUUUGAAUUUAAAGCCUUUACUAAAGAAGAAAAUUCAUACAAACGAAUAUGAAAUUCAUCCAAGUGAAAAAGCAUACAAGUGUACUACGUGUGAGAAGUGCUUUGACACUACAUCAAAUUUAAAUAGCCACCUAAUAAUUCAUACUGAUGAAAAGCCAUAUAAGUGUGCACACUGUGAGAAGUCUUUUCAUGGAAAAUCUGAUUUAAAAAGACACCUGAGAAUUCAUACAGGUGAAAAACCAUACAAGUGUGCACAGUGUGAGAAGUCUUUUCAUGCAACAUAUAAUUUAAAAAGACACCUGAGAAUUCAUACAGGUGAAAAACCAUACAAGUGUGCACAGUGCGAGAAGUCUUUUCAUGGAAAAUCUGAUUUAAAUAGGCACCAGAUAAUUCAUACAGGUGAAAAACCAUACAAGUGUGCCCAGUGUGAGAAAUGUUUUUUUCGAAAAUACGAUUUAAUUGCACACCGGAAAUUUCAUACAGGUGAAAAGCAAUACAAGUGUACACAGUGUGAGAAGUCUUUUUAUACAACAUAUAAUUUAAAAACACACCUGAGAAUUCAUACAGGUGAAAAGCCAUACAAGUGUAUGCAGUGUGAAAAGAGUUUUCACACAAAAUCUCAUUUAAAUACACACCUGAGAUUUCAUACAGGUGAAAAACCAUACAAGUGUGCACAGUGUGAGAAGAGUUUUCAUAUAAAAUCUCAUUUAAAUACACACCUGAGAUUUCAUAGAGGUGAAAAACCUUACAAGUGUACAGUGUGUGAGAAGUCUUUUCAUACAACUUCCAAUUUAAAUACACACCUAAGAAUUCAUAGAGGUGAAAAACCAUACAAGUGUACACUGUGUGAAAAGUCUUUUCAUACAAAAACCAAUUUAAAUACACACCUAAGAAAUCAUAGAGGUGAAAAACCAAACAAGUGUACACAGUGUGAGAAGUCUUUUAAUCGAAAAUCUGAUUUAAAUACGCACCUGAGAAUUCAUACAGGUGAAAAACCAUACAAGUGUGCACAGUGUGAGAAGUCUUUUAAUCGAAAAUAUGAUUUAAAUACACACCUGAGAAUUCAUACUGGUGAAAAACCAUACAAGUGUAUACAGUGCAAGAAGUCUUUUCAUACAACACAUAAUUUAAAAACACACCUGAGAAUUCAUACAGGUAUAGGACCUACAAGCGUGCACAAUGUGAGAAGUGUUUUCAUACAAAAUAUAAUUUCAAUGCAUUUAAAUUCAUAAUCUCCAAAUUUAGUUACUGUGUAUAAUUAUUUUCCCAGGUAGCUCACUGAAGUAGCCACCUGGGAAUUGUGCUUUUCCCAGAAAAAGUGCAUUAUUUCACGCAAGAUGCUUCACACCACUGAAAACUCCUACAGUGUGGUACUAGAUGUGUUUUACUGGAAAAGAUCAUUUAACUCAUGCCAGGGUAUUGAGGCAGCUGAAACUAAUCCUAACAGAUGUUUACAGUGUGCGGCGUUCUCCUAAUGGAAUGAGUUGAAUUGCCACAAUACAAGUACUUGGUGUGGAAAGUGCUUUUUACAACAUUCCCUUUACCACACAAUUGCCACCUGAGAAUUCUCACUGGUAAAAAGUGUUUCAAAUGUACUGUCUACAUUUGAAGAAAUCUCCUUUCAUGGCAAAACAGACUGAAUAGUCUGAGACAUGCGUGUAUCCUGGGAAGGGUUUUAUGAAAGAAUCUGUUACGUUGUGUGGCGGCCUGUAGUGUAGUGGUUAAGGUAAAUGACUGGGACCGGCAAGGUCGGUGGUUCGAAUCCUAGUGUAGCCACAAUAAGAUCUGCACAGAACUGAACUGCCCUUGAGCAAGGCCCUUAACCCUGCAUUGCUCCAGGGGAGGAUUGUCUCCUGCUUAGCCGUUGUUCUGGAUAAGAGCGUCUGCCAAAUGCCAGUAAGUUAAUGUAAUGUAAUGUUGUGUAGCAAGUGUUUGAAAUGUCCAAAUUUCUUAGGAAACCGAAAAUGUAUUAAGUCUUUACACAGGUUUUAAGACAAACCGUCCUCCAUUGUAUUUUGUGGGUGGUUAUUGACAGUUCAAGUAGUGAAUAAAAGGUGGUGAGCCAGUGCUUGUGCAGCGAUGUUUAAAGUUGUUCUGAUAGCCUUUCUGAUCAUAUUUGGUGAACACAUCUGAAAUGAAAUGGCUCAAUGACUUGGACAAACUGAGAUGCUAUUGAUCUUUUUAUAAUGAGUGUUUGUGACUUCUGUUUUGCUUUUGUUUUUUUUGUUUUAAGUAUUUCAUUCCGUGUAAAAUGUAAUUCGCAAUUUAUUUAGGGGUGAUAUUUUUUGAUGAUGAAAUUGACACCGGUGUAAUUUUGAAAGACCCAAUGUGAAAGCUAUUUGCAUAUACUGUUGACAGAAAAAUUGUAAGAUGUAUUGCCAAAAAUGAAAAUUAAUUUGACACUACCGGCCUCAUAGGAUAUGUAUUUUCUUAGACCGCCGUUAUUCAGUGUUCAAUAUGAAUUGUGACAUUCUGAAAUAAUUUUACAUGGUGCACAUCCCAAGGCCUUUAUGCCUUGUACAUUUGUAAAUUCACAGUGUCCCACUCCUUGUGAAUAUGAGUUCAUUCCUGUUGCAUAACCCAUGAGACUAAUUGUGCAAUAAAUACAUUUGAUUCAG